Molecule: messenger RNA, 1589 nt
Organism: Trachymyrmex septentrionalis
Lineage: Eukaryota; Metazoa; Arthropoda; Insecta; Hymenoptera; Formicidae
Product: RNA pseudouridylate synthase domain-containing protein 4-like
Exons: 6
Coding region: 395-1516 (373 amino acids)
Biological process (GO): pseudouridine synthesis
Molecular function (GO): RNA binding; pseudouridine synthase activity
Source: RefSeq, a predicted model, not a curated record
AAAAACUCUUAAGAUAUUCUAAAGUUGUCUUAUGCGUUGAUUUCAAAUAUUCUACUUAUUGCAAUUCCACCUGAUUCCAUCAUGGGCACCGCGAUUUUAUCGCUAGUACGUGGCUAUGUAGUUUCCGAUUGAAAAAUGGACAUUGGCGCUAGUAUACGAACGAUUUGAUGGUUCUUGUCUCACAAGAAAUGUCGGGGUCGCCCAGAAUCCAAAAUAUUCUAAAAUUCGAUUAAGAGUUCCGUUUCAAAGUUCCAGUAUAGUUAUCAGUUCAUGAUAUCACUAAUCACAUGCGCUUGUGUCGAGUUUAACCUCAAAUUGAAGAGCGAUCUCUUCUGAAGGCAGGUAAAAUUCGUAAAGAAACGACUUGAAUUUCACAAAUCUCAAUCACGAAAAGAUGAAGAGUGCGAUGACAGUAUUCAGAAGUAUACGGACCAGUAAGUUCGCAGUGGCGUUUCGCACAUGCUAUAGGAAAUACUGUACCACAGAGAAUGAUACAACGACGACGACAACACAGAAGAUCCAUCCGUAUAGACGAAUUCAUCCGUGGAAAUCGGAAGAUGAAUUUAUGAAGGAUAUGCUGAAGAACGUUAUUUACAAUUCAGAUGGAAUAAUUGCAAUAAACAAACCAUAUGGCAUACCCUUAUAUUCAAAAAAAAAUAUUAAACCUGCAUUGCAUUUAAAUCACAAGAUUGUAGGAGCAGCAGAUUAUUCUUUAAACGAUGCUUUGCCAUAUCUUGCAGAGAAGUUAGAUGUACCGAUGUUAAUGCCAUUUUAUAUAGCAGAGAAAUAUAUGAGCGGCGUAUGUCUUUUCGGAAUUAAUAAAAAUGUGUGUCGCCAAUUAGAACUGGCAAGAAGACGAACUCAAGGUAAAUACAGUAAAUAUUGGCUAGUCACAACUAGAGUUCCAAACGAGAUCAAAGGAAAACAUCGUUUUGGAAUGAUUUUAGAAACGUCUGCGGCAGGAAGUAAAAAGCCUAUUAUCGUGACUCAGUGGAAAAACAAUGCGGUAAAGAGGAAUGAAGUCAAGAUAAUAAAUGUAGAUUAUAAAGUCAUAAGCAAUUCGACGCAUAAUUUAAGUUCGCUAAUAGAAAUUGUGUCGUCCUCAAGAAAAUGGCAUAUUAUCAGGUUAUUUGCUUCUACUAUGCUAUACAGUCCGCUUCUUGGAGAUAAUAUUCAUGGGUCACGAGUCCAAGAAAUCAUGGGAAUAUGGUUAAAAAUCGAUCCAUUUGCUGAUUCCAAUUAUAAUUUACCAAAAAUAAAUCAACAACUAUUAGAGCUACUAUAUAUAAAACCAAGUCAACAAGAAAUUAUUCCAGUACACAUACAUUUGAAAAGUGUACACUUAAUUGUCAACAAAGACAAAAAACAGAGUCUAGUAAUAGAAGCCCCUUUGAUGGAUCCGUUCGAUUGGACUUGCAAGCAGCUUAAGUUUAAAAUACCUGAUGAAAUCAGGAAUUCCAGUGAUGAAGAUAAUGAAGAAGAGUUAGUUUACAUGAAUACACAUGAUGGCAAUUAACUCAUUACUAUCUCUUGCUAAGUAUUUUGAUUGUAAUAAAAAGGAUUUUAAUUAAAUUGAAAACAUUUAUUUC